AGAUCCGCCUGCUACUCAGGAAGCCGUGGGCUGAUGUUAAUGUAGUCGGCCCACGAUUCAGGGGGAGAGAGAGAGAGUAAGUGAGUGAGUGAGACACACACAGAAUUACCAGCAGCUGCUCGCUCAGCGUAACAAGCCGUGGAAUGAACUUGUCUGAGACUUGAGCAGGGCAGUAGCAAUAUUCCGUUACUCUUGUGCAAAGUGGAUUUUAAGCCGGAGCGAACAUUGCAAGAUGCUGCUGGUCUCUCAGCGGGUUGAAGCACCUCGCAUGGAGCAGCACAUCUCGCUCCAAGGAUCAAUAAAAAGGAAGUUGGAAAGCAACGGCUCACCUGCCAGUCAUGACAAAAUCAAUGAUCUGUCGGAUGGCACGUUCUCGGGCGAGGUUAAAAGGAUCUGUCUUGACGAUGUCAGCCUUUCGAUGGGUCAGGGCGAUGCCUCCAGCGUCCUUCGCCCCGAUGUGCAAAGCUCCUCACUUCCAAUUGGGCACCGCAGCCAGGCCCUGCAGACUCCUGCCUCCAUGGGCCCCUCUUUGGGUUGUGUAGCCCCGGGCACCAAUGCGGGCCUCAUGGGCAGCAACCAAGCCAACGGGAAUGACAUUAGCUCACAAUUUGCCGUGACAUCCAAUGCGGAGAUGAAACCCAGUGUAGGGGAUGGUCACAGCAUGUUCUCGUUUGACUCCAAGGGGGUGAACAAUAUGCAAACGAUGGAUCAGGACUUGGAGGACCUUCUGGAGGAGUUGACAAAUAUGCCGAAUCCUCCCCUCAACGAACUCGACCUUUUGACCAACAGGAACGACCCGCUGAACCUGGGCCUCGCGCAGACAAGUCAGGGCAACACUCGAAAGCCAUCGCCUCAGGCGGCCUCCCAUCUGGAGAACGCCAUACCCAGCCGAGAGUUUUCUCCCAUUUACAGUCAGGCGCCGGCAGGGUCCCCCCAGCGAAGGCCCCCGUCGACAGGUACCUCAUAUCCGUUACCGGCACCGCCCAACACCAUGCCACUGCCCAUGUCUUCGACGUCACAAAACCAAGGGACGAACCAGGCCCAGCCGCCAUUGCUGUCCAGCACCAGCGCCAACCGAGUUGGGACCAACUGGCAUGAACUGUCGCACGCCCAGCAAUUGAAGAAGAUAGCGGCGAGCCAGCAUCAGCGUUCUGUCACCCAGCAGUCACACCCGCAACAGGGCCAGGCGGCCAACUGGCCCUCAGUGGCUUCCUCCGGGCCUUCCCCGCCCUACCAGCCGGACAAGCUGCCGAGCCCCUCCCUGCACCAGCAGCCGUUCAGCCCCCCGAGCGCCAUGCUGCCCAGCAUCCCCGCCUCGAGCGGCACAAUGCAGAGUUACCUCUACAACAAGGCGCCGUCUAGCCAGCCCAACCGCAUCCCCAUGAUGGUGCAGCAGCCGGCCGGCCUGAGCCAGGGCCCGGUGACUGAGAACUCCCUGCCUUCCGAGCAGCUCUCGUUCAGCAACACCAAGCCGCUGUCGCACUUUGACCCUGACCUACCUGCUCAGAAGAUGCCGCAGGUGGCCGGGGCUCAGAGCCAGCCCGCGGUGGUGCAUUACAUGCAACGGUCCGCCGCAGCCGCUCAGCAGCCAACACCCCUGCAGCUACAAUUUCGAAACAAACUACGAAUGCACCAGAUGAGACUGCAGGGCGGCCUUCAGCAGUCAUCGGAUCCUAAUCCUGGUAACAAUUAUAUAAAAGCCACACCAAACGCCUUUCUGAAGCAGCAACUUCUGAAGAAACAGCAUCAUAAUUUCCUCCAGCAACAGCUCAUGGCAGACCAGGAGAAGCAAAGACAACAUGAUCAAAUAAAUGGCCACAUGAUCAGAGUGUCCCCUGAAUAUAAAGAGCAGAGGAGUGCAUUUGGAGUUCAGCAGUUAAGUCAGUUCCAAGGAAAUGUGGCCAAUUUCUACACAGCAAGCUGUCUCAAUCGGCAAUCUACUAAUGACCAGAUCAACAGUUUUUAUUACUUUGAUACAAGUGAAGAGUACGCCAACAGAAAGGGAGUGGGUGAUCAACCAGCAGAGUAA
This is a messenger RNA of Rhincodon typus (whale shark), 2029 nucleotides long. Its product is annotated as mastermind-like protein 2. The record is from RefSeq and is a predicted model, not a curated record. Gene Ontology annotation, cellular component: nuclear body. NCBI's taxonomy places the organism in Eukaryota, Metazoa, Chordata, Chondrichthyes, Orectolobiformes, Rhincodontidae. The transcript has 6 exons. Gene Ontology annotation, biological process: regulation of transcription by RNA polymerase II. The coding region runs from base 233 to 2029 and encodes 598 amino acids.